This is a messenger RNA of Myotis myotis, 2332 nucleotides long. It is a transcript of the gene EEF1AKMT3, whose product is annotated as EEF1A lysine methyltransferase 3. The record is from RefSeq and is a predicted model, not a curated record. Bases 144 to 824 code for a protein of 226 amino acids. The transcript has 3 exons. Gene Ontology annotation, biological process: peptidyl-lysine methylation. Gene Ontology annotation, molecular function: protein-lysine N-methyltransferase activity. NCBI's taxonomy places the organism in Eukaryota, Metazoa, Chordata, Mammalia, Chiroptera, Vespertilionidae. Gene Ontology annotation, cellular component: cytosol; cytoplasm.
AGUCCAACUGCAGGGAGGAGGCAGACUCAGGAGGCGGGGCUCGGUGCCACGGGCAGCCGACGUGGCCCGAGGUCCCCCGCCCCGCCCCGCUCCGGAUCGGGGGUCCCCGGGCCGGCGGCGGUGUCCCCAACUCUCUGGACCGGAUGGCGGACCUCCGUCCAGAUCCUGCCUCCGAGCCCGAAUCGGUGUUCCCGCGGGAGGUCGGGCUCUUCGCCGACUCUUACUCGGAGAAGAGCCGGUUCUGUUUCUGUGGGCACGUGCUGAGCAUCACGCAGAACUUCGGGUCCCGCCUCGGGGUGGCCGCGCGCGUGUGGGAUGCGGCUCUGAGCCUGUGCAACUAUUUCGAAAAUCAAAAUGUGGAUUUCCGAGACAAGAAGGUGAUCGAACUGGGUGCGGGGACCGGCAUCGUGGGGAUCUUGGCAGCGCUGCAGGGGGGGGAUGUUACCAUCACUGACCUGCCCCUGGCCCUAGAACAGAUCCAGGGCAACGUCCAGGCCAACGUGCCAGCUGGAGGCCGGGCCCAGGUCCGCGCUUUGUCCUGGGGGAUUGACCAGCAUGUCUUCCCUGGCGAUUAUGACCUGGUGCUGGGGGCUGAUAUUGUGUAUCUGGAGUCCACCUUCCCACUGCUGCUGGGGACACUCCAACACCUGUGCGGGCCCCAUGGCACCAUCUAUCUGGCCUCCAAGAUGAGAGAGGAGCAUGGGACAGAGAGCUUCUUUCAGUACCUCCUGCCCCAGCAUUUCCAGCUGGAGCUGGCCCAGCGGGAUGAGGAUGAGAAUGUCAACAUCUAUAGGGCCAGGCACAGGGAACGAAGACCUGUUUGAUGUCAUCCUUCUGCUUCUCCGGACCCCUUGUCCUAAUGAAGAAACUGCCACAUCUCCAAAGCCAGAAACAUAAGGACCAAAAAGGAUGGAUUUCCCUUGCCUCUCUCUCCUCCUUCCUUCUUAGUUUCCCCAGGUACUCUUGGGCAGGUACAGGGAGGUGCCUGCUGGCUAAGAAUCUAGAGCCCUAGCAGCGCUGGAUUAGAGCACAAAGGACGUUCCUAGCUCUUGUUCUCAGCAAAGGAUGAUGAUGGGAGGGUAUCCAGGGUUUUGAGGCGAAGGGGAGGUAAAUGAGAUGUGAGAACAGUGGCUGCAGAGAGACUGUCACUGAUCACGUCCAGUCCUGCUAUUGUCUUUUUAUACAGAAUAUAUGUAUUUGGCCAAAUUCUACUGGAAUUUUUUUUUUUUUUUUAAGGGAAAGAAACAUGAGCAUUAAAGAUCUCUUCUACAUCCAAAGAACUCAGGCUUUUGUUGGGGUGCGGGCAAGUAAGAAGCCUCAGACCACCCACUUCUUGCUUCUAGAGAUAGUCUGGUGGGACCAUGGCUCUAACUGGGUCAGGUCCUCCCAGGCCUGAAGCUGGGGAUAGGAAGCAGAGCUGUCCUUUGGCCUGUACCUUCUUCAUUCUUUUUUGGAGUUGGGGUCCUGAUCGCUAAGUACUUGGUUCUUCUCUUUAUUUUUCUUUAGGUGUCUAAACCCUGUCAGUCCUUCCUUCCUAAUGUGUUUUGCCUUCAUCUCUUUUCUCUUCCCACUGUGGUAACUCUGAUUGGGGCUAUCCUUACUCCUCAGGCCACAUAUCACUUCCUCUGGCCUCCUGGCCUCCAACUUUUCCAAAAGCAUCCCUGAUUUGCUUCUGCUGCUGCCUACAGAAGCAAGAGUAAGCUCCUCUGCUUGGUACUCAGUCUAUCCUAGUUAAUCCCAAAUCACCCUCUACUUCAUUUCCUGCUUGUUUCCAAAUGUAUUGCAACCUCGGGCCAAAAGUCUUCUCUUUGUUCCCUAAAUCCACACCAAGCUUCCCUGACUCCUUUCUUCAUUCUCUUUGAUGAUUCCUUCCCUGGAAGGGCUAUUUCUAUCGGUCAAAAUCUUCACUACUCUUAGCCUCUAUCCUGAAAAAAAGCUUUUCCUGAGCCCUCUGUUGGGAUGUGAUUUCUUUCUCCUUUGACACCCUAACUGUUCAUCUUAUGAGACUUACCUUGUCUUGGGUGGUCAUGUGUCUGCUCCCUAUUUUCUCACCGUUAGAUAGAUUGCAUGGGAGGGUAGGGCUGUAGUUAAUUACUCUAAUUCCCUGAAGCCUAGCAUAGUUCCUGGCACACUUAUAUUUAUUUAGUGUUCAAUAGAUAUUUUACUCAUUCAACAAAUAUUUAUUGAGUUUGUUGAAGGGACCAUGCCCCUACCUUUCCCAGGUGACCUCUGGCAAAUUUCUGAACCCACCCACCUACCUCACAAUUUUGUCUUGAUUCAUAAAUGGAUACUAAAUAUGAAAGAGCAUUGGAAAUAAAGAAACAAAGUGUUA